Molecule: messenger RNA, 633 nt
Organism: Camarhynchus parvulus
Lineage: Eukaryota; Metazoa; Chordata; Aves; Passeriformes; Thraupidae
Product: PH and SEC7 domain-containing protein 4-like
Exons: 6
Coding region: 21-377 (118 amino acids)
Biological process (GO): regulation of ARF protein signal transduction
Cellular component (GO): ruffle membrane
Molecular function (GO): guanyl-nucleotide exchange factor activity
Source: RefSeq, a predicted model, not a curated record
ACACCCUCACCUGCGCCCUGAUGCUGCUCAACACCGACCUGCACGGCCAGCGCCUGGGCCGCGCCAUGAGCAGCUCCGAGUUCGUGACCAACCUGAGCGGGAUGAUGGACGGGCAGGACUUCCCCCGGGAGCAGCUCAAGGCUCUGUACGGUUCCAUCCGCAGCCGGAAACUGGAAUGGGCAACGGACGACGAGGACGAGCCCGGGGCCGAUUCCCAAAAAACCAAAAAAGCCCCAAAAUUCCCAAAUCCCGAAAUUCCCCCCGAACUCCUGGGGGAACUCCGGCCCCACCCGAAGGGGGGUCCUGGCCAGGAAGGUCCUGGCAGAGAGCGACGGCAAAAAGGCUCCGUGGGGCCGGCGGGGCUGGAAGCGUUUUAGGGCCGAGCUGCGGGGGCCGCUGCUGGUGCUGCACAGGGACCCCCCCGAGGGCCCCGAGGAGGUUCUGGGGCUGCCCCACGCCCUGGCCCAGCCCCACCCCAAAUACACCAAACGGCCCAACGUGUUCCUGCUGCGCGCCGGCGACCGCCGCGAAGUUCCUGUGCCAGGCACAGAGCCCCCUGGAGCUGUCCCAGUGGGUGUUUGGGAUCAACGUGGCCGCCGCCCUCUGCUCGUCGCCCCCGUUCCCAGCGUGGGG